Molecule: messenger RNA, 3641 nt
Organism: Amoebophrya sp. A25
Lineage: Eukaryota; Dinophyceae; Syndiniales; Amoebophryaceae
Source: the annotation of a GenBank genome assembly
AGCACUCCUCUUACUCACUUCUUCGGUUCACUUGAAAGCGGGUCGGUUGUGCUUAGCUUUUUUUAGGCCGGUGGUGCUGGGGGUGGAACUGUUGUGAAGCCUUCAGUUUAAAUCACACGCUUGAUUAAAGACGGGUGCAAUGGUCCUGAGUCUCCAGGGAUGCCUGCUAGAAAUAAUAGAUAGUAGACAAGAAAGAGAAACAGUUCCAUAACCUACUGGAACUUACUUAGUGCAGGUUAUCUUACUGUAGCUCAAAACCAGUUCUGGUGCGCGAUCGCGGCCAGGGAAUCUUGGGGGCCGGACUGGGAGACUAGCUUCUGGUCUUAGGUCUUGCUCGACAAAGGACCCUCCAACUUUUAAACUUGAUAGUAGGGACUGUCGAGAUGGUUGGUUUUUUCAUGAAUGAAGAUGAUUGAUGUACGUCUGUUGUAAGUUUCAUGUUCUUCAUGGCUUCAUACAGAUAUUCAGUCUACCCGAAUUCGUUUAAGAACUGCGUGCCGUUUUGAUAGUCUUACUAUUAUCUCGUAUGGUGCAGUUGCUGUGAUGCCCACUCCGCAUUCAACUGUAUCCGUCACCUAACGAUGUGUUAUACUAGUUAUAAAGGUAAUCUGGUUUUUUCAAGAAUAAGUUUGCUAUUGUCAUCAUAUUUUUAAUCUACCUCUAGUACGUCUACAACUACGCUAAAGUUAAGCAUAUUAAAGAGCAUCAAUUACCGCUUGUGUAUCAACGAGGAGCACAAGUCAUCACCAAGAUGAAGCGCAGUUCUGAAAAUCCUCAGGUGGAGAGCACCGCGACCAAAAGGAGUCGCGCAAACCGAAGGCCCGAGGCGAAGCACAUCAUCGAAAUGAGAAGCAGUUGCGAGAAUCCCAAAAGCACUAUCUGUGGUAUUGAUCCAGAACCGCGACUGAGUCUUCGCGGUUUUGAUGGAACAUUAUCCAAUAGUGCGUCAACGGCAUCAACAGCCUCAGCUUCCAUUUCAAGGAGCGCGCGAGCGGUUUGCGGGAUGCCUCCUUCAGAAACCAGUAGGUCAUCAAACCGCAGCACCACGAGGCUGAAGGAGAACGUUGGCGCUUUUCGAACGCCCCUUCUUUGCUUGUCCUCUGGAAGUAGUGGCUCUUCUUCUUCUUCGUCUUCUAUUAAGGCUCAGCUUUCAAUGGUCACCAUUGAGAUUGGAGUCACUGAGAUCGAAGAAGCGGCCUCCCCUUGAGAGUAGAACAGGGGAAAGGGAAGGGAAAGGGGAGAGCUUUGAAGGAGAGAGCAUCAGUGAAAGGGGAGAGCUUUGAAAGGGAAGGGAAAGGGGAGAGCAUCAGUGAGCACUGAAUGCUGAACUUUAAUAGUACCCCCGUCGUUAGCGCAGGAAGGAUGCCGGUCCACGGGAGCAACGGCAACAGAGGAAGUAGUACUUCUUCCGGAAGGACGUCCUCCGGCUUCAAAAAAAAUAGAAGCGAAUUUGACAACGAGUGCUGCUCUGGUUCUUCCAGUUCCUCUCCCAGCAGUUCCACCUUCAAGAACAAGAGCGUUUUUUACAACGAUAUUAGCAACACGGAUAGUACAGCUGGCUUCUCUACUAUGGUAGGCAGCUCUAAGUCUAUUAACCUGAACGAAUGGAGUUUCGUCUCGACGCGAUCGACGCGAGCUGUGCCCUGCGCAAAGGAGCUCAAGCCUCCUGGGAAGAACAACCCAAUACCCAAGAAGAUCGAUCGCAAAGCUGAAAAGAAAAUCGCGGCCGCCAAAAAGCGGGCAGCGUGGCACGCAAAAGAGCGCAUCCGGCUAGCCUCCAACCCUUUAAUGCGAUACCAGAGAAGGACGCUGCACGAGUUACGAGCCAACCUAUUUUAAGCUUGUUCUAAAGUCCCUGCUGUACUUGCUCUACCUUGUUGGGGUAAUAUCUUUUAUUAUAAGUACGAAAAGAAGAAGAACAAGAUUUGGAUUCUAUCACUCUACCAGGCUUGGACGAUAUUUCAUACGCAGCUAGCUAUUUGCCUGCUCAUAUCUAUCUAUGCAUCUCUAAAAGAUCUGAAGUCAGUACGCGACAUUGGUAAAGCCGUGAAGGGCAAGUUGCUGAGCUUGCAGCAGUGCGAGGCGCCGCAUCAAACGAACAAGGGCAUGAAGAAGAAAGGCCGAAUCAAGCGCGUUUUUGGCGCUUUCUGUGCGGGGAAGAGGUUCGGCGAGAAGGGCCAGCCGACGGCGACAUUCCUCUUCUACAAGAUUUAAGGACUCAGCACUUCAUCUUUGCGUCAAUUUUCAUCUUCUGCGUCUGCGAACGAACUAGAUAUAAGUCCACGCCUAGUAGGUAGCGGGACUUUUUACAACUUAGUACAUGCAACCUUCAAGGAAGGAGAGUGUGACUUAUCGAAGAUGUUGAGCAGAAGAACGCACUAUCUAGGCCACCUCUAAUAUGUGCAUUGUGCGGCGCUGCUGCAGUGCGGUCUGCCCAAGGCGACUCGACAGCCAACCGAGGAGCAGGUAGAGGCCGCAGCGCGUUUCUACGCGCCGCCAGCAUUACGGGCGGGCGGCCCGGGAUGGGCCACCGGAAAGAUCUGCCCCGAAAUUCUUCAGCGUAUUGCUGUGGAUUUGUGGUUGCUUUUGCCCCAUCGUGGUGGGUGCCUUUUGGCUUUCGAACGCCUUCUGAUGGCCCGAGAGUUCUACAGUUGCUUGAUCUGUCUGAUGUCAAGUACUAAGCCGAUUCAGCUGCGCUUCCGCUGGGGAUUAUGCCGCGAGGAAGGGGGCCAAAAGCUGCUCGAAGAGGACGCGCUUGAACGUGUUCGAGGCAUUUGCAAGGAGCUGCGACUAUCGAAUCCUGCGGAGCGAGCCGAGAACGAAGCACGCGGAAUGUCGUCUGGCCCUUCGUUCAUUUAUGGCUCGCUUCCUUGGUACUUGUACGCUGUGGCCCAGAUCCCGAUGGUGCUACACAACUCUAGACCCAAAAAACUCCGCACUUUCAUUAAGGCUCCCCCUAAUUCAUCUGAACCUGAAGACGCAUCAUUGUAAGUAUUUAGCCGUUUUCAAGGAGAAAGCACUUCAAAAUCAAAGAUGCCUUUCAAGAUGAACAAUAGAGAUCAAAUAUAAAGUCUAAUUUCAACAUGCGGACGCGUUGCAUCUUUCUUUGUGCCCGAGCAAUGUGCUGGAUCCGUGUCGCGGAGUGCCGACGGAAGAGGGCGGCGCGAAGCAGACGCAUCGCCAUGAAAGAGAAGCUGCGACGCAUUUCCUAAAGUUGUAAUUGGACUCCGAACAACACAAAGAAAUAGGAAUAUUUAGACAAAUUUCGCUAAUCCUAAUAAGGUAUACCGUGUUUUUUAUAAAAACGGACGAAGGAGAAGGACAACCGGACCAACUACGUCAAGUGACAUUUAUGUUGUGAAAAGUCUCAAUGUCCUUUCUUUCUUCUUUUAGUUUUAGCGCAUUCCUCUGAUUCAAUGGCGCAAUUUUUAUAUCGACAGGAGAGGGAGACACCGUUAUUGACGACGAAAAGCAGUAGACAAUAUGAUUCAUCUUCUGCUUGUAAGAAAAAGAGUCACGACUUGUGAUGACUUCUUGACCCAAGAAAGGUGGACGACAGAAGUAGAUUCGACGAUUAUGAUUUUUUUUUUCGACGAGAUUAGUAACAUCAUAAUUUGAAGACGAGAAGUACUCAUACCCAU